Messenger RNA from Arachis stenosperma, 513 nucleotides. RefSeq lists its product as uncharacterized. Bases 1 to 513 code for a protein of 170 amino acids. Lineage: Eukaryota; Viridiplantae; Streptophyta; Magnoliopsida; Fabales; Fabaceae. The record is from RefSeq and is a predicted model, not a curated record. The transcript is spliced from 2 exons.
AUGUUGCAGAUACUAAAGGAAAAGAAACUCUAUACGAAACUGUAUAAAUGUGAAUUCUGGAAGAAGGAGGUGAAGUUUCUGGGUUAUGUGGUGAGUAAGCAAGGGAUAGCAGUAGACCUAUCUAAGGUAGAGGUGGUAACGAAUUGGUGGCGACCAACCUCAGUUAUUGAGAUAAGGAGUUUUCUGGGAUUAGCUGGCUACUACCGAAGAUUCAUCAAGGGCUUUUUGCAAAUAGCUUUCUCAUUGACAAGGUUAACUCAGAAAGACACGCCAUUUGUUUGGACUCUUGAGUGUGAGGAGAGCUUUCAGGCGUUGAAACAAAAGUUGACCACUGCACCUGUAUUGGUGAUACCUGUGCCAAACGAGUCAUUCGAGGUGUACUGCGAUGCCUCACUGAAGGGUCUAGGGUGCUUUCUGAUGCAGCACCGUAAUGUGGUGGCAUAUGCCUCACUCAAGCGGAUCAAUAAGAUUGUGCAGUGUAGAAUUGUAAAUGGCAUAAAUGUAAAUGACUAG